GCUUCAGCAAAUGGUAUCGACUUCAGCAAGUGGGCUCUCCAGCUCCCUAUUGGCACUCCCGGCAAGCCCCAAACGGUGGCCGGUUCGUCCCUCAAGACCUACUCUGAUCCCAAAAAGCAAUACUAUUAUACUGACCCCACCACCAGAGCGGUUGUCAUGAAGGUUCCCGGGUCGCCUGCUUCCACUGGUUGUGUCCACACGACCAACAGCAAACACUGCCGCACCGAGCUCCGCGAGACGACCCCCGCGAGCUGGGAUCCCAAAGCUUCAACCAACCGUCUAACUUCUACACUUACUGUAGUCAAAGCGGAUGAUAGUGCACAUGGGACAUGUAUCGGCCAGAUCCAUAUUGCCGAUAGCGUCUCGGUGCGUCCCAUCUGCGAGCUAUACUACAGCUCCAAAGGCGACAUCACCCUAGGAGUUGAGCAGAUGCGGAAGGGAGGAAAUGAGAAGGUCCUCCCAGUAGGGAACGUUCCCCUGGGAACCAAGUUCUCCUACACGAUCGCGUACGAGAGCAAUAAGCUCAGCGUCUCCAUCAAUGGCGAGGCGGAGAAGACGUUUAGCACAUAUAGCUUGGAUGCUCCAUUGAGCUAUUUCAAGGCUGGGAAUUAUAAUCAGGGUAGUGAUGCGUCGGAGAUACACUUUUUUGAUAUCAAAACGGAGCACUAA
This is a messenger RNA of Amorphotheca resinae ATCC 22711, 669 nucleotides long. Its product is annotated as polysaccharide lyase family 7 protein. The annotation marks the transcript as partial. The record is from RefSeq and is a predicted model, not a curated record. The transcript has a single exon. Lineage: Eukaryota; Fungi; Ascomycota; Leotiomycetes; Helotiales; Amorphothecaceae.